AUGUUGUUCCCGGAAGACGACGCGCCGCUUCUCAAGGCGUGGAUAGUGAAGCGCAUCGAAGACACGUCGGAUGCCGACUCGGACGUUCUGGCAGAUUAUGUCAUUGCCUUGCUGAAGCACGACGGCGACAGGGAGAGCGUGAGAAGGCUGUGCGAGCAGGAAAUCCCGGACUUCCUGACCGAAGAUCCGAAGCAGUUUCUGGAUGACGUCUUCCAGGCCAUAACCUAUAAAUCAUACAUUCCCGGCGCGCCGCCGCCGCCACCGUUACCACAAGCUGCAGCACCAAAACCACAACCACAACCAGCACGACCAGCACGACCACCGCAACCACCACAACCACCACCGACAAGACCCCCUACGCAAACUCCGAGGGGCUCCAUCCUCCCGCCUGCGCCAGCCACGCAGACAGCAGCAAGCCCUGAAUCUUUGAGGAAACGACGCUACCAUGACCAAAGCGGCCCUGCCUCUGACGUUGCUGCAGACGGGACCAGGGGAGCGGGAGCUCCUGCUGCUGGGCGCGCAGUCAAGCAGGCACGUCGCGGACGACGCGGCCGAGCCGACGAUGGACACAAUCCCUACGGCUUUCAAUAUCCCAUGAGCAUGAUGAUGGCGCCCUUUGAUACCGACAACCCCAUGGAAUUCAUGAUGCGAAUGCAAGCCAUGGGGCUGUCUUUUCCGCCGCUUCCCCCACUGCACGAUUGGGCAUUCAGCGAACGGGCAGAUGGCAUGGGCGGUCUGCCAAAGAAGAAGGGGAGAUGUCGAGAUUUCGAUACCAAGGGGUAUUGCUCGAGGGGAAGCACGUGCGUCUUUGACCAUGGUCAUGGUGGAGAUGAUGCCAUGUUAUCCAAAGACGAAUACGACCCUGCCAAGGCCAUGAUGAACGUGCUUCAGACGCCAGACGCAGCAGCGCCUGGUUGGCCUGCCAGGGGCAAGCAGAGAGGAGGACGCAAGGGAGGCGCGCGGGCUCCCUUUUCGGCGGAAGGGCCCGUCACCGAUCACUCGAAAACCACCAUUGUCGUCGAGAACAUUCCCGAGGAGCACUUUAGCGAGGACCAGGUCCGGGGUUUCUUCUCCCAGUUUGGCAACAUCUGCCAAGUAUCGAUGCAGCCAUACAAGCACCUGGCCAUUGUCAAGUUCGAAACCUGGGCUUCGGCCAACAAUGCCUACCGCUCACCCAGCGUCAUAUUCGACAACCGCUUCGUCAAGGUGUUCUGGUACAAGGACGACAAGGAGAAACUGCCACCGUCGGGGCCGGUGCCGGUGACGCCCGCCAACGGGACCAAGCUCGCCCCUGGUUCCGGCAACGAGGCGGCGGAUGCCGAGCCCGGCAUCGACAUGGAAGAGUUUCAGCGAAGGCAGGAAGAAGCCCAAAAGGCGUACAAGGAGCGGGAGGACAAGCGAAGCGCGCUCGAAAAGCAGCGGCAAGAGCUGGAGAGGAAACAGCAGGAGCUGUUGUCGAAGCACCAGGCCGAGGCGGAACGACUACAGGCCAAGCUGGCCGGGAAGCUCGGCGGCGGCAAGGAAGCUUCGCCCAGCGCGUCGGGAGCCGACAUGCUGCGCGCCAAGCUGGCCGCCCUGGAGCAAGAGGCAAAGAUGCUGGGCCUCGACCCCAACGCCGCCGCCGACGAUUCGAGCCGCCAUGCCGGCCAGGCGGCGGCGUAUCAUCGGGGGCGUGGCGGGCACCGGGGCAGAGCAUCGGCGUAUCGGGGGAGAGGCUCGUUCAGCGCACAGGCGGGCAGACACGCCGCCUACUCGCAGUUUUCGCUGGACAAUCGGCCGAAGAAGCUGGCCGUCACGGGGGUUGACUUUACCGCGUCGGACAAGGACGAGCGGCUGCGCCACUUUUUGCUGAACCUCGGGGAAUUCGAAUCCGUCCACACCACCCCGACCGUGACGCACGUCUCCUUCCGGGACCGCAAAACCGCCGAGAAGUUCUACUCCAGCCUCCACGGCAACGAGCUGCCCGGCGUGGAGGGCAGGCUCGAGCUAUCGUGGCUGUCGGGCGUCGGGGCCGGCGCCAGCGCCAGCGUCAGCGUCAGCGUCAGCGGCACGGGCGACGCCACGGCCGGGAUCGACGACGACGGGCCCGAGGAGCCGCGCGAGGAGCAGGUGCGGGAGGAGGAAAGGCCCGUGAACAUGGAUUACGAGGUUGGCGACGACUACGGCUGGGAAGGGUAG
Molecule: messenger RNA, 2178 nt
Organism: Ustilaginoidea virens
Lineage: Eukaryota; Fungi; Ascomycota; Sordariomycetes; Hypocreales; Clavicipitaceae
Exons: 5
Coding region: 1-2178 (725 amino acids)
Biological process (GO): mRNA processing
Cellular component (GO): nucleus
Molecular function (GO): metal ion binding; RNA binding
Source: RefSeq, a predicted model, not a curated record